Molecule: messenger RNA, 1545 nt
Organism: Alternaria atra
Lineage: Eukaryota; Fungi; Ascomycota; Dothideomycetes; Pleosporales; Pleosporaceae
Exons: 3
Coding region: 1-1545 (514 amino acids)
Biological process (GO): tRNA methylation; tRNA wobble uridine modification
Cellular component (GO): cytoplasm; mitochondrion
Molecular function (GO): protein binding; GTP binding
Source: RefSeq, a predicted model, not a curated record
AUGGCGGCGUAUAAGUUCUUGCAGAGCCCCGCUGCAAAACAGGCUCAGCAUAUAUAUGAAGGACUAUGUCCCUCUGCAGCCUUUCCAAAGCCUCGCUAUGCGACCUUGCGCAAACUAUACGCCCCCCGCCUGCCUCCUUCAACCGAGACGAUACUCGACUCUGGUGCUCUGGUACUCCACUUUCCCGCGCCGCAUACUGUGACUGGCGAAGACGUCCUCGAACUGCACGUACAUGGCGGCCCAGCCAUUGUACGCGCAGUAUUGGCAGCCAUACCCGAAUGCGCGUCGGCACCAGAAGGUCUUGAGUCCAUGCGCAAGCAGAUUCGGUAUGCAGAGCCUGGAGAGUUCACCCGACGCGCCUUCGCCAACAACCGGAUGGACCUUCCCCAGAUCGAGUCGCUAGGAGAGACGCUGUCAGCUUCAACUGAGCAGCAGCGCAAGAUUUCUGUGAGAGGCACCAACGCCUCGCUAGCCGUACGAUACGAGCACUGGCGCAUGUUGUUGCUGCAGGCACGAGGCGAGUUAGAGGCCUUGAUCGACUUCUCUGAAGACCAGCAUUUUGACGAAUCACCCGCUGUCUUAUGCGCCAACGUCGCAGCUCAAGUCCGUGCCCUGCAGGUGCAAAUGGAGGCGCACAUUGCAAAUGCCGUUCGUGGAGAACUGUUGCGCAAUGGAAUCAGCGUUGCGCUUCUUGGGGCGCCCAAUGCAGGCAAAAGCAGCUUGCUAAACCGCAUCGUCGGAAGAGAUGCCGCCAUUGUUUCUCAAGAGGCUGGCACAACGCGAGAUGUGGUCGAGAUAGGACUGGACCUGGGUGGAUGGCUUGUAAAAAUUGGAGACAUGGCCGGUCUACGUCGGGCUGGUGUCACAGGCGCGGACGUCGUUGGGGCUGUUGAACAAGAAGGCAUCAGGCGCGCGAAGCAACGAGCGCUUGAGUCAGAUGUGUUGAUCGUCGUUCAAGACGCCACAGCCGAGAUGGAUUCCGAAGUUAUGGAGACGGCAAAGCAGUGUGUUGACGUCGGCAUCGAAGUCAUCGUUGCUCUUAACAAAUGCGACCAACUCUAUACCUUUGAUCUUUCGCGGAAGUCAUGGGAAGAGAAGGUUCAUUCUGCACUGGGCCUUCACAAGGACCGUCUAUGCUUUAUUUCUUGCAAGCCACCCACAUCACCAUCAUCCACAGGCACCAGCGACAACAUCCCAGCAUUCCUCACCACUUUGCAAAAUACCUUCGAAUCCAUGACAGCCGCAUUGGUCCCCGAAUCAGACCCUGACCCAAGCAUCUGGCAAGAGUCGCUAGGCGCAACCGAGCGUCAACGUCUUCUUCUCUCCGAAUGUCUCAGCCACCUUUCCACCUUCCUGACGACCGUUGCCGACCCCUCGGCAGAUACAACCCGAACCGGUGAAAGUGUACCAGACGAGGCCGACGAGGUCGACAUUGUGGUCGCUGCAGAAUGCCUUCGGUCCGCCGCCGACGCGUUGGCCCGCAUCACAGGCCGGGGUGACAGUGGUGAUGUGGAAGAAGUAUUGGGGGUCGUUUUCGAAAAGUAA